AUGCAAGAUACUGAUUUAAACCCCGGAUUGUAUAGUGUUGUAGCUUUUGAUAUUGAUCGCCUGCCGUCACCCGCAGAUUCAGAACUUUCCUGGAUGGUAUUUCUGGCUCUGAACGUAGAGCGGGAAUGUUUUAUUCAAAAUAAAUCGUGUCAAAUCGACCCAGUUAUCCAUUCCCGAUUUGCUCCAUGUAAAAAAAGAUUUGAUCAUGAAACUACGGUAAAUUUAUUUUUGAUCAAACAGAAUCGCAAACUGUCGGCGAAUGAUUUCAUUGCUUCCGGAGACAUAUUAAGACGGUAUGGAAUUAGUCCAUUACCGGCUAUAGUGGAGUAUGAAAGGUUUCGGGAUCCACGACUGUACGAAGGUACACCGUUAUACGGAAUGCAAUAUAAAGUAAUGCGAUGCAGUCGAAUGGCUACCCUCAUGCACAUCAGACAACGCGUGGACGAGCGUUUGGGUUAUGGGGCAAUGGAAGCAUAUUUGCACACUAAAUCUCGGCCUUACAAAGUUUAUCCAGCUAUACAACGAAUUUUCCCUCAGAUAAAAGUCACCGAAAGAAUGAUAAAAUACGGACGGGACGAGUGUUCCUAUCGGCAAGAAUUUCAUCUCAGUCAUUUUGACAAACAUUUGGAGCCUAUACUGCACGAAAAGGAUUGUCCAGAACUAGAGGUGGAGGCGCUAUUGGAUUGGUUUAAAUCGGACGCAGGCAAGAAUGGUUUUCGGCGCCUGUUACUUGAUCGCAUAAACUACUGGCUAAGGAUGUUGGUGCAAGAGUCACGCAAUUUUCGAUGGAUUCACUAUCUGUCCAUCGAGUAUGAUCGGUACUCUGACACAGAUCUGGCUGACUCAAUAGAUAAGCAAACCGCAAGUGAUAUUCCUCAGUAUAGGAUCUUCAAGAAACUAAAGACAGCAGCCGAUUCUGUACCGGCACAAGACGUUUUGGAGGAAAGUUCCACGGAACAAGACGAAGAAGUAGAAGUUGAGGGCGAAAACAGUUCGCCAGGUAUAUCACCGUAUAUGCAUGCUGUUCAUCCAAGCUAUGCCAGGGCCUUUACGCGGGUGUUGUAUCGUGGUACGCGUAUAAUGUCUCGCUUACAGUUGUUGAUCGAAUUAUAUGUUGAGACGUUUGAUGAAUUUCCCGAAUUCGAGUAA
Echinostoma caproni is the source of this 1149-nucleotide messenger RNA. The record is from the annotation of a GenBank genome assembly. NCBI's taxonomy places the organism in Eukaryota, Metazoa, Platyhelminthes, Trematoda, Plagiorchiida, Echinostomatidae.